AUGGCAGACGGGAAAGAGGAAUUGUUGUACAAGAAGCUUCUGGAUCCAGACAAUUAUGAGAAGGAUGUCAGACCAACUCUACAUCACACGAUGCCGACCAAUGUCACUCUGGGAUUUUUGCUCAAUCAAAUCGUUGAAAUGGAUGAACGCAAUCAAGUGCUCACCACUCGAAGUUGGCUGAAUGUGAACUGGCUUGAUCCACGUUUAACAUGGAACGUAACCGAAUGGAGCGGUAUCAAAACCAUGUACGUUCCAUAUCACCGAUUGUGGAAGCCUGAUAUCAUUCUUGUGAACAACGCGGUUCGUCAAUACUACGAAGCAAUCGUUAGUACCGAUAUAAUGACCACAGCUGAUGGAAACGUCACAUGGCUAUUCUCGGCAAUCUUCAAAUCAUCAUGCCAAAUCAAAGUUCGCUACUAUCCGUUCGACGAUCAGGAAUGCUUCCUGAGAUUUGCAUCUUGGUCACAUGAAUUGAACGAACUCGACUUGAAAUUAAUUACCAACAAAGGCGAUCUGUCCAGUUAUAUGAACAAUAGUGAAUUUGAUCUGGUGGAAAUGACUGCGUCCAGAGAGGUCCAUCCUCAGGAAUUUGCUCGUUCAUUCCAGAUCGUCUCAUUUCCAACGGACACCACGUUGAAGUGGCCUGUCAUAGUGAUACGAAUUCGAAUGCACCGACGUCCGCUUUUCUAUAUAUUGCCUUGUGUUUUGAUCUCAUCAAUGGCUGUCCUUGGAUUUUUCAUGCCUCCUGAAACAGGUGAAAAAAUCAAUAUGUGCAUAACAACAAUGCUUAGUAUGGGCGUUUACUUACAGUCCAUAACUGAAUCGAUACCACCAACUUCUGAAGCCGUUCCUCUGAUUGGAAUGUAUUAUGUGGCAUCUCUAUUCAUGGUCUGUUUGGCCACCUCUGUGAACGUGAUAACGUUGAAUGUGCAUCGAAAUGGAGCUGCCAAUCAAGGACGUCGUGUGCCCUGGUGGAUGGAAAAAUAUAUACUCGGCUAUAUGGCCACACUGUUGCGAAUGACCAUACAUGAACCAGAUUCGAUUGCUUUAUUAAGAACCUCUCAGACGAAAGCAUCGAUGAUUCGACGGAGCAGUAUACUUCGAGAUUUGAAGCGAGUGAAGAACACUGAGAAUCGACGCAGUGCGAACAGUAACAAUGAAGAUGGCGAGUGUGAAUGUUAUCGCACGGCAUAUUCAGCGGUGGACAGGGUGAAUGUGACCGAGGCGUCACUGCUGAGUGAUCCGGAACAGAUUCGACGAGAGCGCCUUCGAUCUAGAGAGGGAGGCAUGGACUCGGCUUUCCUAGGCCGAGUUGUUAAGGAACAGUUGCUGCCAAGGAUAACAAAUCAAAGACCUCAGAUGUUAGCCGAAUUUGAAGAGCGUUUUCGAAUGAUGCUCAAGAGGAUAUAUCGUAGCUUACAACAGCAUGAGAUUCGAGAAGAGAUUUUGGAUGAAAGGAAACGAAUAAUGUGGCAAUGGCAACAAUUGGCAACAGUAGUUGAUCGUUUCCUGCUGGUGCUCUUCUUCCUGGCUACCGUCUCUACAAUAGCGUUCUUCCUUGUGCUACCAGUUACAUUUCGAAGUGCCGAUGGACAGUCACUUUUUUUGUGA
Molecule: messenger RNA, 1611 nt
Organism: Anisakis simplex (herring worm)
Lineage: Eukaryota; Metazoa; Nematoda; Chromadorea; Rhabditida; Anisakidae
Source: the annotation of a GenBank genome assembly